Molecule: messenger RNA, 1209 nt
Organism: Acanthosepion pharaonis
Lineage: Eukaryota; Metazoa; Mollusca; Cephalopoda; Sepiida; Sepiidae
Source: the annotation of a GenBank genome assembly
AUGUCUAUAUUCCCUCAGAUUCUUUCUUCGUCUUCUCUUCCUCAAAUUAUUCCUUCAUCCUCUCUUUCUCCUUCUUUCCCUCCUCUACUUUUCUAUUCCUUUUUCUCCCCUUUCGCUUUGUUUCUUCCCCGCCCCUACUGGUCUAUUACUUUUUUUUCUAUAUCCUUUUUUUCUUCUUGGAAACAUCUGUUCCUUCUCUGUUCCUAUUCUUUCUUUCUUUCUUUAUUAUUCCCCUUAUUUUCCUUCUUCCUUUCCUCUCUUUCUCCGCCUUCUCAUUUCCCAACUCUUCUUUUAUUCUUAUUCCCCCUCUUCUAUUUCAUCUGUGUUCCUUCACCCCUUGCCCUCUUUAACCUUCUUCCUCUCUUUCUUCCAACUCUUCCAUUCCUCCUUCUUGUUUUUCUCCCUGUCUCUUUCUUCGUAUCCCCUUCUUCCAUUUCAUCUGUUCCUUCUCCCCUUCCUCUCUUUAACCUUCUUCAUCUCUUCUAUUCGUUCUUCUUCUCUCUAUACCUCGCUUCUAUUCCUUCUUUUCUUUAUCUUAGCCCCAUGCACCUUUCCUUUCCUUUCUUCCACUUUUUCUUCUUCUUUUCCCCUUCUUUUCCCCUUACAAAUUUUCUGUCCCUUCCUUCUCCCUUCCCUCUGUCUCUUUCUUUCUCUAGAUCAACCAUUUCGUCUCCUCCUCCUAUCUUUUCUUUGUCGUCUUAUUCUCUCCUUUCUGCACUUCAUUAUUUAAUCUUCUACUUCUCUUGCUUUCCCUCCUAUGUCGUAUUUGUCUUGCUUUCAUUCUUCUCCUUCUCAUCCUCCCCUUCUAUUUCACACUCUCUACUUCCUCUUUUUUUGUUUUCAGUUUCUAUUUCUCUUCAUCACUUCUUCAGUUUCCCACUCUUCUUCGUACACUUCUACUCCUUCUCCUCCUUUUUCUUCACCUUCAGCUCUUCCUUUUCCUCUUGUUUCAUUGUCUUUCUCUCUAAUGCCGCAUUCGUCAUGUUUUGCUCUUUCUACUUCUUCCCUUCUCCUCGUACUGCCCCCUUUCCUCCUACUUUUUCUAUUCCUCAUACUUUUUCUAUUCCUCAUAUAUUUCUCAUCAUACUCUUCCUCCUUUCACAUUUUCCACCCCCUCGCCUUCUGAUGCUCCUCUUCCCACUUCAUAUUUAUCCACUCCCUUCUCCUCCUUCGCCAUCUCAUUUACCUUUUUUUUUUCUUUCUUUAUAA